AUGCCGUCUUCAACAGUGAUCAAAGAGACCGUGAAGAAGGAAGCGACAAUCUUGCCCUUGAAGAGUGACAGCUGCUUUCCUCUGAAUCCUGAAGCCCUGACGAAACAGAAGAACAUGCUCAAAAACAUGUCUACAAAGGGCAUCCAAGCGAAAUGGGGCUACCUCAAAAAUUGCUCGCCUUUCAAGAACCAGGCACGAACUCUGGCCAGAAAAAUCGAAAAAGAGCUGAUCCGGCGGGGCGUCAUGGUAGAAGAUGACGAUGACGAGUCGACGCUGACUGAGGGAAGUUGGCAUCCAGGGGUCAUGGCUCUGCCUGCCAAAAUCGUGCCUGAUGUGACGCUAGUGUCGCCGUCUUCAAAGAAAUUGGUGGAACAUGGGCAGCGUUGCCAGACUUCAGACAACGCUUGGCUGCUCAAGGGUUCAUUUUGGAGGAGAAAAUUUCCUUGGCUGCGGGCAGGUUUUGCGGGCAAUAGCAACAUUUUGACAGUGGGGUGCAAAAUUUGCGCGCUGCAUGCUGCCAAGUUUACUGCAGCCGGGAGUGAUACUUCGCAGCUUUCCCCUUAUGCCACUUUCUCAGUUCGGCCCGAAGUCACUUGGAAGAGCUGGAGGUUUCGGCACCAUGCCCAAUCCAAGUACCACAUUGCCGCUCAUGCAGCUGAUCCAACUUCUCAUGCCCCUGCUGCUGAAGAAUGGCAAGACCUCGUGCGCAAGCUGAGCAGAGGACAUUCUCAGCGCGACAAAGGGGACGGAACACCAUCGACCCGAACCAAGUUGAUGCACUAUUGCCUUUCCGAAGCUAUCUUGCACGCUUACCGCGUCUUCCUGGCCAGUGCCCAAAGCAUCACUCUGAUGCGGGAUGAAAGACAAGGCCGCUUGCUGCUGCGAUUUAGGGCAGUGGAUGCGAACUUGCGAGUCUGCAGCGGCUGCAUUGGGCAGCCUCGCCUGGUUGAAGGUAAGACUUCGGAACACAUCGCAAGAGCCACAGUGAAAGCCUUGAAACUAUUUUGCACACCUGGCUUUGGUGGGUCAGUGGAUGAGGCAUUGCUCAGCCACGUUCGGAGCCAUGUUCACAUCAUGGUAACCGAUGCUGCGUCAGCUGAAUUACUUGCGUCGGAUAUACUCAGAUCUCGGCGCCGGUCAGAUCAAGCCGAACUGCAGAGAGAUGUUUUUUUCCCAAACAUCGUUUUGCUGGGCCGCGAUGCAAGCCAUGCUUGCAUGAGACUGCUGAAACGGCCUUGGCAUGUCAUGGAUGACGUGAAAGACGCUGUUAGCAGCACAGUCACCAACAAAGAAUCCUUGGCGCAAAAGAUUUUCCACUCCCCGAACUAUUCAUUUUGGCUGCAAGAAGCCAUUGCCAAAGGUGCCGGCCCCCAGACCAGCAGCUUAUCGGCGGCAAAGCACCGCUUCGCGUCCUUUGCCAAACCUCUUGGGAGAUUUUGUUUGAAUAUGAGACCGAUAUUUGAUGUAUUACACAAAAUUUUGGCUUUGAAGGAAGACUGUGACUGGCUGCACAAGUGGAUGGACAACGUCUCUGCCAAGAAAUUGCUUCUUGUUGCGGCAGCCGCUGAUGCAGCUGAUACAGUGAUGGAAUUUUUGCGGCUGAUGGACAAUGAAUCGCAAGACCCGGCCAUUCUGAAUUCAGAGGUCCACAGUUUUCUGCGCAAUGUAGACAUCCAAUUUGGACAGCCAGGGCAAGUCUUCGACGUGAAUGGAUACAGCAAGCAUUGUCUAGACCUGUUGCAAGCAGAGCCUGGACUCUAUGUCAAGCACAGGGGUCAGCAGAAGAGGCUGAGGGUGUCUGCGGGCGAUCGCCGUGCUGUCCUGGAAGCCUUCAAACCGUGGGUUCAUUUGUGUCAUGAGGCUUGCGAGGCUGAGUUUCCGCAUUUCCAUCUCUUCUCAUCGAUGAGCGUCUUGGAUCUGCGAUCUGGUGGCCGGCUAACAGAUGACAGAUAUGCUUGCCUUCAGCGACUAGCCGUCGCCUUGCAAGUUGAUGAGCAAGGGCUGGUCUCCGAGUUUGACGCUCUGCGGCCAGUGGCCAUGGCAUUCCGAGAACAGCAAGAUUGCACUAGCAGGGAUGCGUGGAAACAAGCAUUCCGAAGAAGCCAAGCAUCUUCUGCUUUGAGGGAAAAAUAUGAAACCAAGAAUUUGGCCCCUUUGCUUCAAGCGCAUGCCUGCUGGACCACCUCUAGCUCUGGCGUGGAGCAAGCUUUUUCCAAAGCUGAGAGGAGCCAUGGAGCUAAGCAUUUCGGGCCAAAGGCAGCCGAUUCAGAGCGUCGAGCGAUGGUGUGCUUGACGUACAAUGACUCCCCUGCAGCGUCUUUGGCUUCUGUCGUGGACAAGGCCCGUGCUCUAUAUGCAGCAAGAGUAUCCAGACACCUUGGCAAAUACCAAAGGAAGCGCCUAGACAAGGGGGUCAAGACAGGUCCUCGAGCAAAACUUGCCGGCAAAGUCGUGGAGAAGACUUGGAUCAAGCGUAGGCGGGCUUCUGUCAGGGCAGCCGCUGCAAGCACUUCAGGGCAAAAACCUGUGGACCACGAAGUUGCGAUAGCCAAUUUGUCACAGAAAGCUCAGAAGGAAAUUGCCAACUCGCGAGAAACGCUUCUGAAGAAGAAGGUGGAGGCGCGUCGUGAUGGCUAUUUCCUCGGCUUGGGUGCCGCGGAAGGCUUGAGCUUGGAGCAGGCAGCUGCCAAGAGAGCCAGGGAGGACGCCAAAGCAGAUCAGGCCAUGCAUUUGAAACGGAAGAAGCAAGAAUCCCAGCUCCUUUCCACAACGAAUGCGCGCACAUGGAGAUGGCAAUCACUAGGGCCAGCCAAGGCAUGGUUCGCCACUGGAUUGCCUCCCACGGCGUGCGCCCCAUUGCUGCAGGAGCAGGACAUCCGAGCUGCCUCUGUCUUUGUUGUGGACGAUUCAGCUAUUCCCUCGAAGGCUUAUUUCAUGGCCGUGGCAACUGGGGGCUGCAUUUUGUCAUACUCCUUGCUACUGAAGCGCGCCGGCAUCAAAUCUCAAUACUGCUUGCAGAAGUUGGAGUCUUUGAAACGGAAGUGGCCCACGCUCCACUGCACGCCAGACUUCAAGCAACAAGAGCCAGCCAUGACUCAUCUCCUGAGGUGGGCGGUUUUUGAGAAGAAAAUGUGGUCUGGAGUAGCCCUUGAAAAUGUGCGGAAAAAUACGAUUUGCCUUGUCAAAGACAAGACCGAUGCUAAUCUGGCCCAGCUGAAACGAGCAGGCGGUCAUUGGCACAGCAAAGACGAGUUUGUACAGUUAUUAACUGCAGCAUGCAUCGACUAUGGUCGUUCUUUCGGAGUGUCGGCAGCGUGA
This is a messenger RNA of Cladocopium goreaui, 3318 nucleotides long. The record is from the annotation of a GenBank genome assembly. Lineage: Eukaryota; Dinophyceae; Suessiales; Symbiodiniaceae.